Molecule: messenger RNA, 3038 nt
Organism: Corythoichthys intestinalis (scribbled pipefish)
Lineage: Eukaryota; Metazoa; Chordata; Actinopteri; Syngnathiformes; Syngnathidae
Gene: klf12b
Product: Kruppel like factor 12b
Exons: 7
Coding region: 1824-2888 (354 amino acids)
Biological process (GO): regulation of transcription by RNA polymerase II
Molecular function (GO): RNA polymerase II cis-regulatory region sequence-specific DNA binding; DNA-binding transcription factor activity, RNA polymerase II-specific
Source: RefSeq, a predicted model, not a curated record
GAAAAUGACGUGAUCGGACCCGAUCGAUCGGGAUGACAUCUCUAGUUUUAAGUGUUACCUAUUGACAUGAAUAAAUCAACAAAUAGGUCCUACUGGGCUAUAAGCCGCAGGAUUCAAAAUAAAGGAAAAAAGUAGCGGCUUAUUGUCCGAAAAUUACGGUAUAUGACAUAUAGUCUAUUUGGGCAGCAGUGGCGCCUCCAGAAAUUUUUCCUAGGGGUGGCCAGAUGGGGCCACUUAAAAUCUUGGGGUGGCCAAAACUAAAAGCCAUAAUUUCAGGUUUUCAUUAUAUUAUUGCAGUAAAAAGGUCAGGGGAAAACUAUCAGAAAGACUUAAGGACACGACUACUGAUAUACUUUGGUGUAUUGUGUAAUACUUGAUGUUACUAAUGAUUUAAUGUGCAUAGUCUGUAACGGUCCAGUCAACAUUUUGAGUCCCACAACAAUUCUGUUUUAUUGUGUUAUGUAUAUAUUAGGCAUAAGGAAUACAUUUAACUAGGGCUGUCAAACGAUUAAAAUUUUUAAUCGAGUUAAUCACAGCUUAAAAAUUGUAAUUAAUCUCAAUUCAAACCAUCUCUAAAAUAUGCCAUAUUUUCUGUAAAUUAUUGUUGGAAAGAUAAGACGGAUAUAUACAUUCAACAUAUUGUACAUAAAUACUGUAUUUGUUUAUUAUAACAAUAAAUCCACAAGAGACAUUAACAUUAUUACCAUUCUUUCUGUGAAAGUGAUCUACAGAUAGAAAGACUUGUAAUUCUUAAAGGAUAAAUGUGAGUUUGUAUAAUGUGACUAAAUAUUGCCAUAUAAUGUAUUUGUUGAGCUUUCAGUAAAUGAUACUGUAGCGACUUAACUGUUCUGCCCAAAUGCAUGAUGGGAUGUGGUGCAACCAUGACUGUGUGUGGUGGCUGCAAAUGCUAUAUCUUCUCUGCGUAGGGUGCACUACAGGGUGUUAAGAAAAAGAUCAACUCCUGUCUUUCUUCCCCACUUCGCUUCCCACAAUAUAUAUAGUUGCUGUGGGAGAGAUGACAAAGCUUUUGCCAGUUAAAAGCAUGGCCCCAAUGAAUGCUUUUAUCUACUCCACUCACUUGACACUGCCUCUUAUCUCUGUAUAGAAGUAAAAUGACGCCAUUGUAGGCUGUUUACGGCAAUGCAUGAAUGAGUCGUACUGCGAAUGCGUUAAUUGCGAUAAAUAUUUUCAAGUUAUUAAUUUAUUUAUUUUUUAAUUAGCGCCCCUUAACGCGAUAAAUAUGACAGCCCUACAUUUAACAAAACAAAAUCAAUGCAUUCAUUUGGGAUGAAAUGAAUAACUAAUGCUGCAACAAUCAAACGAUAUACUAGCAAGCGGGGUGGCCAGUGGGGUGGCCAACCAAUCUGGCCACCCCCUGGUGGCGCCACUGUUGGGCAGUGCUUAAAUUCUAUAAGUAAUGAGUUUUGAUGAUUAGCCAUGAGUAGAUCCAUAAAUCACAAUAUGUGUCUCCUCAGCGGAGUCAUUCAAUCAUCAUUAAGCUUUGUUAUUUUCCAGUGCCCAUUAAGCUAAUCAUUUUAUUGAUUUAUUGUUUUUGGUUUGCAGGUGUAUGAUUGUGUCGGAUAGUGGACUGUACACGAUUAACGACUCAAGGGAUAAUCAGUGAAAACCAAGACAGAUGCUGCAUUUCGAGAUGUUUCUGAGGAACUUUCUAACGAGCAGCCUCUCAAGGGAGCAAUGUGGUUUUUGACGAGGUCAGGAACUUUUGCAGAGACAAGAAACCCUAAAGAUUUAUGAAUGAUUUCCCUCCCUGGCGUAUUUAGACAUGGCUGAUGAAAUGAAAUACAGGCCGCCGAAGAGACAGGAUGCUAAUGCUUGACGGAAUGCCUGCAGUCCGAGUCAAAGCCGAGCCCCUGGAAUCGGAACGAGGGUCACCAAAAGUGCGGCCUUACACCGCCAUGGACGGGGUGCCCUUCUUCCUCAGCAGAGUAAAACCCGAGCCUCCGGAAGACCUGCUCGCCCACGACCUGCACUUCCACACGCAGACCGAGCCGGUGGACUUGUCGAUCAAUAAGUCCCGCCCAUCCUCUUCCUCAACCACCAAGUCAUCUUCCUCCCCGCUGAGAUCCGCCUUUUCGCCGUCCUCUCUUUCGUCAUCCUCUUCGUCCUCACCGUCGGUCAUCACCUCGGCCUCGUCGAUGCUCUCGCCGGGCCCUCUGGUGGCGCCCGGGAUGAGAGGCCAGCCAUAUUUGCACAUCCUGCACUCGGUGCCACCGCCGCCGUCCAGCCCGCUGGGACUGCAGAGCACAGGAAAGCUGGGCAGUCGCGUUCACCGUAUCCCGGUGGUAGUGCAGUCGUUACCGCUCAUGUACACCACGGCCGUGCGUUCGCCCUCCAGCCUCAACAACGCCAUCAUGCUACCUCUGCUGGACGAUGCCAAGAGCCAGGGCAAAGCAUACGCGGAACACAACGGCCUGUCGCCGCGUCACAUCAAGAGUGACAGUGAUGACGAUGACCUGCCAAACGUGACGCUGGACAGCGUCAAUGAGACCGGCUCCACUGCACUGUCUAUAGCCCGCGCCGUACAAGAUUCAAUGUCACCGUUCAGUAUUGAAAGCAUUCGGCGUCCCCGGAGGUCGGAGUCGCCGGAUUCCAAAAAGCGGAGAAUUCACCGGUGCGACUUUGAGGGCUGCAAUAAGGUUUACACCAAAAGUUCCCAUUUAAAAGCACAUCGGAGGACACAUACAGGAGAAAAGCCUUACAAAUGCACCUGGGACGGCUGCACGUGGAAGUUCGCCCGGUCCGACGAGCUGACCCGCCACUACCGGAAGCACACGGGCGUCAAACCCUUCAAGUGCGCGGACUGCGACCGCAGCUUCUCCCGCUCGGACCACUUAGCCCUGCACCGGCGCCGACACAUGCUUGUGUGAGGAAAAACGGCAGCCGGGACGGAAAGGAAUCACGGCACGCGGGGGAGCCGGAUCUCCCUGGGAAAUGUUCUUCAGCUGGACUGGACGCACGGCGGCGGCAGGAAAGAAAGAAACAGGGUCAAUCGGGGAUCCUCUCAGAAAGAAUAGACA